This is a messenger RNA of Brassica oleracea var. oleracea, 751 nucleotides long. RefSeq lists its product as uncharacterized. The transcript has 3 exons. Lineage: Eukaryota; Viridiplantae; Streptophyta; Magnoliopsida; Brassicales; Brassicaceae. The record is from RefSeq and is a predicted model, not a curated record. The coding region runs from base 143 to 664 and encodes 173 amino acids.
CAUGGCCAAGUCUUUGAUUAUCAGAUAGGUUAUCCAAUCAAUAUACACUCCUUCUACACAUCUAUAUUCACACUUCACAGCUACUUAUAUAGCAUUCUGCAAGGCGGCGUUGCUUUCUUUUGUUUGUUUUUUUUUUGUCCUUAUGAGUUUUCUUGGUAAAAUGAAGGAAAACGCAGUCAACCCUCUCCGUCUCACGUCACUGAACCAUGUCUCUCUCUUGUGCCGAUCCCUCGAAGAGUCGAUGAAUUUUUACCAAAAGGUGUUAGGGUUCUUCCCGGUUCGAAGACCUGAAUCUUUAGAUUUUGAAGGCGCUUGGUUGUUUGGACAUGGAAUUGGAAUACACCUCUUAGGUUCCACAGAGCCUGAAAAACUUCCCAAGAAAACUGCGAUUAACUCCAAAGAUAACCAUAUCUCUUUUCAGUGCGAGAGUAUGGCAGCAGUGGAGAAGAAGCUUGAUGAAAUGGAAAUAGAGUAUGUGAGGGAGAUAGUAGAAGGAAGAGGGAUCAAAGUGGACCAGAUCUUCUUUCACGACCCUGAUGGCUUCAUGAUAGAGAUCUGCAAUUGCGAUAGCCUCCCCGUUGUCCCCCUCGUAGGAGGACUGGCCCAGUACUGCGCAAAAGUUAAACUUCAUCAGAUGGGGCAACCACAACCGCAGACUAAUUAAGAUCCACCCUUUACUAUCUCUGCUAUUGUUGUGUUUGUGUGAUGAAUAAGAGACCGAUCAACGGGAAUCAGCGAAUGUGAUCGCCAC